AUGUUCUCCUCGCGGUUUUUCUUGGCGCCUAUUCGCCUGGUGGAGUGCCCUCGCGACGCAAUGCAGGGACUUUCUCACUUUAUUCCGACGGCGCAAAAAAUUCUCUAUUUGAAUGCUCUCUUAAAGUGUGGUUUUUAUUCAAUUGAUUGUGCCUCGUUCGUUUCCCCGCGGGCCGUGCCGCAGAUGCGAGACAGUGCGGAGGUGCUGGCUGGCUGCAAUCAUGCACUUCUAACUGGUGAGGACGCCCCGAAACUCUCAGUUGUGGUUGCAUCCCACUCAGGGCUUAAGCGCGCGCUUGAAACACCCAUUGUAAGCACCAUUGGAUUCCCACUUUCCUGCUCCGAACGAUUUCAACAACUUAACACAAAAAAGAGCAUUGCGGAGGCCCUUAACGAACUCACGGAAA
Molecule: messenger RNA, 406 nt
Organism: Trypanosoma cruzi
Lineage: Eukaryota; Euglenozoa; Kinetoplastea; Trypanosomatida; Trypanosomatidae
Product: hydroxymethylglutaryl-CoA lyase, putative
Exons: 1
Biological process (GO): L-leucine catabolic process; ketone body biosynthetic process
Molecular function (GO): hydroxymethylglutaryl-CoA lyase activity
Source: RefSeq, a predicted model, not a curated record